Aspergillus ochraceoroseus IBT 24754 is the source of this 982-nucleotide messenger RNA. RefSeq lists its product as uncharacterized. Lineage: Eukaryota; Fungi; Ascomycota; Eurotiomycetes; Eurotiales; Aspergillaceae. The record is from RefSeq and is a predicted model, not a curated record. The transcript has a single exon. The coding region runs from base 335 to 595 and encodes 86 amino acids.
CCGCUAGUCUGGGUCUGGGCGCCGCUGCCAAAGAGGCUACCACCGGAGGAUGUCGCGGUUCCGAAACCACCAGUGCGGUUUUGGGAUCCAAAAAGCGAGUUUCCUUGGUUUUGAGUGGUUGUUCCGAAUCCUAGGCGAGAAAAAGAGAGAGAGAGAGAGAGAGAAACCGUCAGUACCAUAAUGGAUGGUUGGUUGAUCAAGGGUUGAAAAAAAAAAAAAACCCCCCCGAGCCCAGGAGAAAACAAGAAGAAGCAAGUAGAAGAAGAAAGCAAAACAAGGCCAUCCCAAGGUGCGGAUCCUGAUAGUUGGUGGCUACUCUAAUUGGAAUUCCUCGAUGGUCUCCAGGCAAGAGCAAUUCGAUCAAGGGCCAGCUAUGGCCAGCUUACGAAGCACCACCAUUCGCACCCGCAAAGCAACUCAGGAAGCGCGAAGCAGGUGGCAACAGCAGAGAAAGGAUCGCGCAGGUCCUCAAGAGAGACCCAUCAAGCACGUACCUCCACCGGAACCAAAGCUACUGGAGGUAUUCCCGAACAGGCCACCCCCAGAGGUGUUGCCGCCUCCAAAAGGAGUCGAGGUUGAUCCAAAGCCUAGAUGAUGGGGGCAGAGGCUGUCAGAGACUGUCAUCAAGGAGCAAUCCUUUCCCUUGCUGCGCGGCUGCAUGUUAUCUGGCGUCGAGGGCCUCCGGGGGCUGCUUGAUGAUCGGAAACUGGAGAGGAGCCAUGGCGGGUCGUGGACGUCUCAAGCGCCAGCAAGUGAUGAACGAUAAAAAAAAGAAAAAAAAGAAAAGAAAUACAAGCCCAAAAGCAGAGAAAAGAAAAGAAAAGAAAAAGAAAAAAAAAAAAAAACCAAACCUCAAGAGUUGACAGCAAGGGUAAACUGAUCGAACCUACCUCCACUAGAACUGGUGGCACCGAACCCAGAGCCAGCCCCAAAGCCAGAGCUCUGCUGGUUGUUCUGGCCAAAUCCUCCCCCACUUCCGAAU